AGCAUUAAAGUUUGCUGUAAAAUAGCUUUUUAUUUGCAUGUCAUAUGCACUUUGUUCUAGAGCAGCAUUUGAAAUGCUCAUAGGUCAAUAGCUAGCAUCACCAAUGCAGAAUAAAUGUUUGCAGUUUUUAGGCAGCAUUUCGAAGGCACUUUAGCAUUUUGAUAGCAUUGACGGUGCUUCUCAUUUUUUUUUCUCUAGUCCUAAUGAAUGCUUAUAUCGAGCUCUAUCCGGGCAAAGGAAAAUUGUUACACUUUUUAAAACUGUUCGGAAACAUGGAAAACUCAAAGAAAUGGGAAAAGUUUGUGCGAAGUGGUUCCUACAAUCGAAGCUUGAAGAAAUACAGUGAUAUAACAGUGCCAGAGACUUUUCAAAAUGUUCACGAGACGGAAACUAGUACAGCCACGAGUGAUCCAGCAUCAUACAGGAACAGUAGCUCACAGGUGGAUUGGCGACCAGCGGUUCCGUUGGCAGAAAAUGAUGAUGAGUUCUCUGAACUUGAAGACGUAAUAAGUCAAAUACAUGAAGACUACUACAGCCCAGAUAAUGUUGCUGACUACAGCCCAGAUAACGAUGCCAACUAUGAAUACGUUGAAGAAGAUCUUUCAUCGUUCCUUCAAAGCUGGAGUUUGGAGAACAAAAUAUCUCAUGCCGCGUUAAAACCAUUAUUAGCCCGUUUGUCUCAGUAUGAUCGAACGCUUCCGGAAGAUCCACGACGAUUGUUGAUCACUCCCCGAAAGCCGGUCGCUGUGGUUAAAAUACAAGGAGGCCAGUAUUGGCACCAGGGUCUUGAAAAUUGCCUUCGUUACUGCUUCACCGGUCUAGCAGCCCCUAGAAGCAUAUCAAUCAAUAUAAAUAUUGACGGUUUGCCAUUAUUCAAAAACGGCACGGACCAAGUGUGGCCCAUAUUAUUCAAUGUUCAUGAAGAAGUCAGCCAAAAGCCAAUGAUUAUAGGAAUUUUCCAUGGAAAAACGAAACCGAAGCGCGUUGAAGAAUAUCUGGGUCCUUUUGUUGAAGAGGCCGUACCGAUUUUGAACUCUGGCAUAGUUAUCAAUGGUCAUUUACUAAAAGUUAAAAUCCGCGCCUUUGUGUGCGAUUCACCCGCAAGAGCGUUUAUAAAAGGAUCUGUGAACUUCAACGCUUUUCAUGGAUGCUUGAAAUGUACUGCUGUUGGAGAACGACAACAUGAAUUACACAUUAACGUAUUUCCUACAACGGUUGCACCGAAACGGACAGAUAUCGGGUUUCGUAACAAGGCCUACGAUGGUCAUCAUCAAGUUUACAAAGUUCGUGAGAAUGGGAAAUCUAGGACUGUUUAUGUAGAAACACCUCUCUUAUGGCUGCCGAUGCUGGAUAUGGUGGAAGAUAUUAUCGUAAGACAAUUAUUCCUCCAUGAUGCGAAACUACCGAAUAAGUCGGAAGCUUGGUAAUUAUUUUCAGAUUGGCCCUUAUAAGGUGAGUGACUCGCGGAGAGUGUUUGACCUUUUUUUCAGUCAUCCCAGCGGCAAACGGUCGGACGCUCGGUCGCUGAUACCCGCGGCUGUUGGACCUGCCGUAGUCUCCGCGGGUAAUGCACCGGGUUCUACAACAAGUGCAGCACCCUCGAGAGAGCAUCAUUGGUGGUAAUCUGUCAAUCAAUUUAUUGAACUGUGUGAACCCGCUCGUACUGCGGGUUGGUUCGUCUAGUCGAAGUGAUGCAGAAUGCAAGUAUUGCAUCGGGACGUUGGCGUAGGGGAGGAGGUACUAUA
This is a messenger RNA of Armigeres subalbatus, 1745 nucleotides long. RefSeq lists its product as uncharacterized. The transcript has 5 exons. NCBI's taxonomy places the organism in Eukaryota, Metazoa, Arthropoda, Insecta, Diptera, Culicidae. The coding region runs from base 204 to 1427 and encodes 407 amino acids. The record is from RefSeq and is a predicted model, not a curated record.